AUGACGCGUACGCCACCGAAACAGCCGCUCGUAGCUGUGAUUGGCGCCACUGGGACUGGCAAAUCGCAGCUGGCCGUCGAGAUUGCCAAGCGAUACAAUGGCGAGAUCAUCAAUGGAGACGCGAUGCAGUUGUAUGCCGGCCUGCCCAUUCUCACCAACAAAAUCACGCCCGAUGAGCAGGAAGGCAUACCGCACCACCUGCUCGGAUGUAUCGCACUGCACGAGCAGACGUGGGUGGUCGGCACCUUCAUCCGCCAUGCGCUCAAGACCAUAGAGGAGAUUCGGGCGCGUGGGAAACUGCCGAUUCUGGUGGGCGGCACGCACUACUAUACCCAGAGUCUGCUGUUCUACGAUCGUCUGGCUGAAGAUGAAGAGGAGAGGGAGCAGCGCGAAUUCAUCGUAGACACGUCUGACAAAUGGCCCAUCCUGAAAGAGCCUACGGACGUCCUCCUGAAAGAGCUCAAUCGAAUAGAUCCCGUCAUGGCAGACCGCUGGCAUCCGAACGAUAGGCGCAAGAUACAGCGUAGUCUCGAGAUCUACCUCCAGACGGGCAAGAGAGCAUCUGACAUAUAUGCGGAGCAACGAGCGAGGAAAGAGGAAGUGGGUGCAGAGGAAGCUGGAGAGCCGAAGAUGCGCUUUCCAGCACUGCUCAUAUGGGUGCAUUGCGAGGCGGCAGUCCUGCGUGAGCGACUCGACAAGCGCGUCGAUAAAAUGCUAGCGAAUGGCUUACUGGACGAGGUGAAUACGCUCGACAGAUUUGCCCGUGAUCAAGAAACACAGGGCACUCGUGUAGACGACGGCAAAGGCAUAUGGGUCAGCAUCGGCUACAGGGAGUUCCGAGACUAUGUUCGCAAACUGCACACAAGCGUUGACGAACAGCAAACACUUGAAAAGCUGAAAGCCAUAGCCCUGGAGGCCACUCAAGCUUCAACACGACAGUACGCAAAGCGUCAGGUUCGCUGGAUUCGCAUCAAAUUAGUCAAUGCACUCAUGCAGGCCAACGCUUCGCAUCAAAUGUACCUCCUCAAUGGGUCAGACGUCUCCAGAUUUGAGGAGACCGUGGUCGAUCCGGCUUUGCAGCUCACAGGGCAGUAUCUGCGUGCUGAGGACAUGCCGGCGCCAUCGACAUUAUCCACAGUCGCAGCCGAGCAAUUGCAGCCUAAACGAGAUGACUUGGCUGGCGCACCCGAAGCCUGGGUGAAGCAGUAUUGCUCUGUUUGCGACACUACUUCUGUCACGCCAACUCAGUGGCAACAGCAUAUAUCAAGCAAAAGCCACAAGAAGCGCGUCAGCAAAGCCCGGCAAGCCGAGUCGCGUACUGCAGGACUGUAUCGCGACCCCAGUGGCAAUGAAGCAAAGAGUGACGAAGUACUUCAGUAG
Sphaerulina musiva SO2202 is the source of this 1380-nucleotide messenger RNA. Its product is annotated as tRNA isopentenyltransferase. Gene Ontology annotation, molecular function: tRNA dimethylallyltransferase activity; ATP binding. Lineage: Eukaryota; Fungi; Ascomycota; Dothideomycetes; Mycosphaerellales; Mycosphaerellaceae. Gene Ontology annotation, cellular component: mitochondrion. The transcript has 2 exons. The record is from RefSeq and is a predicted model, not a curated record. The coding region runs from base 1 to 1380 and encodes 459 amino acids. Gene Ontology annotation, biological process: tRNA modification.